CGGCUCGCCGGGGAGCCCCGCACGGCGGCCCGCAGCCGAGGGGGCGGCGGGAGGUAGCGCCUCGCCGCUCGGCGGCCAGCCGGCCCUAGCGCCCCGCACCGCGGCCAGCCGCCGAGAGAUGGCGGAUUCCUAUGCCUGUAAAGGUGGAAGGAAAACUGCAGGCUCCAACAAACCCGCUGCCAGCAAAGAAAGCAGGACAGACGCGAGGAUAAACCCCCCGGCAGAGCUCCCCAAGCUCGGAAAUGCGACCAGUGACAAAACCGAGGGCAAGAAGAAAGGACGACCCAAGGCGGAGAACCAGGCGCUGAAAGACAUCCCGCUCCCCCUGAUGAACCAGUGGAAGGACGAAUUCAAAGCCCACUCCAGGGUGAAAUGCCCCAACUCCGGCUGCUGGCUGGAGUUCCCCAGCAUUUAUGGCUUGAAGUACCACUAUCAGCGCUGCCAAGGGGGUGCGAUCUCAGAGAAGCUGACGUACUCGUGCUCGUACUGCGAAGCUGCCUUCACCUCCAAAACCCAGCUAGAAAAGCAUCGUCUCUGGAAUCACUUGGACCGGCCGGUGCCAACCAGCAAAGCAGAAAACAAAGUGCAGAAGGCCAUUGGGAAGAGCGGCGGCAAGAAAAGAGCUGCUGAGAGUUCAGCUUGCCCCACCAUCCAUCCCAAACAGGCAAAGACGGAAAAAGCCGUGGCCCAGGACCAUGCCGAGAACGGCGAGUGCCUGGCAGAGAGCCGCGAGAGCAAGGAGUUUCAGAUCGCGGCGGCUGAGGCGAUCGCGGCUGCGACCCCCACGGCCAAGUCCUCGAGCGGCAAGGACGCCGGGCAGCAGGGGGGCAGCCAGGCCUCGCUGCAGGAGGAAGACCCCGAGAGGAUGAAGCACAAGUCAGGAAGGAAACAGAAAACUCCUAAGAAGUUUACGGGGGAGCAGCCAUCCAUCUCGGGGACGUUUGGACUGAAAGGUCUCGUCAAAGCAGAGGACAAGGCAAAAGCCCACCGAGCCAAGAAGCUGGAGGGGAACACCAACAUGGAGGAGCUGAAAAAGAAAACUCCAGGAGCGGGUGUGAAGAAGGAAACGGCCGCACAUCUCCCAGCAGCAAAUCCCGAGGACCAGUGGCAGCGGGAGAUCAGCGAGAAGGGAGAAGUUGCCUGUCCAACCUGCAGCGUGAUAACCAGGAAAACUGUCGUUGGGCUCAAAAAGCACAUGGACGUCUGCCAGAAACUGCAGGAUGCCUUGAAGUGUCAACACUGCAAAAAGCAGUUCAAGUCCAAAGCUGGGCUGAAUUACCACACCAUGGCUGAACACGUCAGCAAGCCUGUUCCUGUGGAAACCGCUGGACUUGGAGAACAGGAAGAGCGGGAAAGGCUGAGGAAAGUGCUAAAGCAGAUGGGAAAACUGAAAUGCCCCAAUGAGGGCUGCGCAGCCAACUUCUCCAGCUUGAUGGGCUACCAGUACCACCAGAAGCGCUGCGGCAAGCAGCUCGCCGAGGCCGACAAGCCCGUCUUCAGCUGUCCACACUGCGGGAAGAAGUACAAAUCCAAGGCUGGCCACGACUACCAUGUGCGGUCAGAACACCCGGCCUCGGUGAGCCCCCCGGACACCUCCGCAGCCCGAGGAGCGGGGCCAUCCCUCCCUGUGGGGGACUGCAGAGCUGCAGAGCCUGUGGGCAGGACCGAGCCGGGCAGGGCCGGGCCGGGCAAGCCGCCAGAGGAGCCAGAGGUGAAGCCAGAGCCCAGCCCCGUAGAAGAUUUUGAAAGGACCCCGAGCGGCCGCAUCCGUCGCACGUCGGCUCAGGUGGCCGUCUUCCACCUGCAGGAGAUAGCAGAGGAUGAGCUCGCCAAGGACUGGACCAAGCGGAGGAUGAAGGACGACCUGGUACCUGAAACGAAGCGGGGCAGGAGGGCGGAUGGUUCCCGGAAAAGCUGGCCCCCCAGCACCUUUUCUUCCCACGAAGAAGAAGUUUCCAGACGUUUGGAGCGUGCUGCCAGGCCCGCAGACCCCCUCACUGGCUUGGACCUCGGGAGAGGUGAGAUGUCGGGGGUCAGCGGCAGGUUGCAGCCGCACCUCGCAGCAAGCCCUGGGGAUCUGCAGGGCCCCAGAGGGUACCGAUGCUUCCAGCUCCAGCCAGUACCUCACUGGGAGCACCCACACCGCUCACCGUUUGCUUCAGAGCAGGACCUGCUCUGUCCCCGAGCUCUCCAGUGACACGCCACCGUCCUAGCAGCCAGUGGGGACACUGAGGGAGGCGAUGAAGAAAGCCACCCCCUGCUCCAUCCUUCUCCAAGCAGCAAAGCUCUUCCUCGGGGGAGGGCGUGCAGCUCCUCAGCAGCCGGUGGGACGCGGGGGUUGGCAGCAUCCUGCCUCUCCCCCAUCUCCUCUGGGUGCCCCCCAGCAGGCGCAGCCCCCCUGCAGCUCCCCCCACCACGUUCUGCCCACCGUGGCCGUGCCGCAGCCGGCCCUGGCCGGGCUGGGAUGCUGGCUUGGGAUCCCGUUGGUGGCCCGUGGUGGGACGCGUUCGCCUUCCCCCGGGAGGAUGGAUUCCUUCUCACCAAAGCGAUGGCAUCAGAAUAAACGAUUGCUGCUCGGA
Cygnus atratus (black swan) is the source of this 2579-nucleotide messenger RNA. RefSeq names its product zinc finger protein 512B (gene ZNF512B). The coding region runs from base 119 to 2197 and encodes 692 amino acids. The transcript is spliced from 14 exons. NCBI's taxonomy places the organism in Eukaryota, Metazoa, Chordata, Aves, Anseriformes, Anatidae. Gene Ontology annotation, molecular function: zinc ion binding. The record is from RefSeq and is a predicted model, not a curated record.